Messenger RNA from Betta splendens (Siamese fighting fish), 1703 nucleotides. RefSeq names its product amine sulfotransferase-like. Lineage: Eukaryota; Metazoa; Chordata; Actinopteri; Anabantiformes; Osphronemidae. Gene Ontology annotation, biological process: sulfation. Bases 289 to 1188 code for a protein of 299 amino acids. Gene Ontology annotation, molecular function: sulfotransferase activity. The transcript is spliced from 7 exons. The record is from RefSeq and is a predicted model, not a curated record. Gene Ontology annotation, cellular component: cytoplasm.
UUACACAACACUCAGACGUUCGUGUCCUGCAGCACCUGGCGGUCACUCGUCCUGAAGCUGUGGGUUUGGGGUUCGGUGAGACGGAGCGCGGGACUGCCCUCAAUCUGUGCGUAAAACACGCGUGGUCCACGCGCAUUUCGUGUUUUCAGGAACUCUGAGACAGUUUGAUUGUCCGAAGGGAGGUUUUACCAAACUGGCUUUAUAUAAGGUGUUUGUCGUUGUUAUGAACAAAAGGAUCAUAUAAAAAGGGCCGUGGACAUCGACUGUUCACUGGAGGUAGAAUAAGGUAUGAUGGAUAUGAGCAGUACCAGGACCUACAAUCAUGAACUUGUGCCACACAAAGGUUUCACGUUGAUUAGUGGAAUUCAUGAUCCAGAUGAUGUUGAUCAGAUUUACAACCUGGAGAUCAGAGACUCAGAUGUGUUUGUCAUUACAUAUCCAAAAUCAGGGACCAUCUGGAUGCAGCAGAUCCUGCUGCUUCUGGAGGCAGAUGGAGAUGAAACGGCCACCAGUAAGUUUAACAACAAUGGGGAUCUCAUCCCCUGGAUUGAAAUAACUGGCAGCAGAGAGGCCUUCAUAAAAGCCCCGUCCCCCAGGAUGAGGGUCACCCAUUUGCCGUACCACUUCAUGCCAUCAGCACUGAGCCAGAAGAAGGGUAAGGUUAUUUACAUAGCAAGAAAUCCCAAAGACGUCCUCGUGUCUUACUUCUACUUCCAUAAGAUGGCGAGCAUGUUGGAGACACCAAAGGAUUUUAAUGAGUUCUUUGAGAGAUUCCUGCAAGGCCAUGUUUUUGGAUGCAGCUGGUUUGAGCACAUUAAGACGUGGUACUCACACAAGGAUGAAAUUAACGCACUGUUCAUCACUUAUGAAGAAAUGAUUCAAGAUCUGCGGUCGGUAGUGGACAGGAUCUCCUUGUUCCUGGGAAAACAACUGAAUGAUGAGCAACUGGCGAAUGUUGUGAAACACAGCACCUUCACCAACAUGUGUAAGAUCCCUCAGGCCAGCUAUGAGCAGGUGCCUGAGGAGCUGCUUAACCACCGCCAGGGAAGGUUCAUGAGGAAAGGGACCAUUGGUGACUGGAAGAAUCAUUUCACUGUGGCCCAGAACGAGCGCUUCGAUGAGCUCUUCCAAAAAGAGAUGAAGGAUUUCCCUUUGUCCUUUAUCUGGGACAUCAGACACAUUGAGUGAUCGCCUGCUGGCAUCGUGAGAAGAGUUACAUCUUUAAGUUUUUACUAAACAGAAAACAGCUUGUCUUUGGACAUUUCAAUUCACUGCUGUUAGAUUCCUUCCACUUCUACUGGUGUCAAUCAAUCAUCAUUUUACAAUCAUGCAGUAUAUAACGUGUAUAGUAGUAAAAUGUGAUUGGUCCAUAGCAGGUCUUACCUUGUGGUCAUGUGGACAUCAGCUCUAUGUUAAUCAUUUUAAAUAAAGCUGGAGACCACACAUGCAUCCAUCAGGUUUCAUUUAAUAUGAUGCAUAGAAAUGAGUCCACCACUUACUGUGCCCUGAUAUAGUAAGAACACAUGAGAGAAUUAACUCUUUUGCAACGGCUUCAAUUUAAAAAAACAAACUUAUUCACACUUGCUUCUUGCCACAUAAUGAAUUUUGUCAUCUGACAGAGACAAACACGUGUGUGCGCUGCAUUUAUUACUCCUUCUCCCACUGAUAAGUCUUGACAAAAUAAAGGUAGCUGUUGGAUCCUG